AUGGGUUCCAAGUACCCACGCUCUGUCCGGGGCUGUCUGCCCCUGUUCGCAUUAGCGCUGGAGACGGCUCUCAUCCUCAGCUUCUUCUUUUUCACCUCCUACAGUGGUUCCAUACCGGAUCAAAGGGAUCUCUUAGAGGCCUAUCGAGGCUUCCAGGACGUCACGGUCAUGGCGGCUCUUGGUUUCGGCUUCCUCAACUCGUCGCUGCGGAGACAUGGCUGGAGCAGCGUGGCCUUCACCCUCUUCCUGCUGGCCCUCGGGGUGCAAUGGGCAAUUCUCGUGGAUGGCUUCCUGAGCCACUUCUUCCGGGAGCAUGUGGCCCUCACCCUGUCCAGUCUUCAAAUAGCUACCAUGAGCGCCAUGUCCACGCUGAUCUCCGCGGGCGCUGUCCUGGGGAAGGCCAACCUGGUGCAGCUGAUGUUGAUGGCGCUGAUGGAGGUGACAGCCUUUGGCACCUUGAGGAUGGUCAACAAUCUAGUCCUCGCUACUCACAUCCACAAUGCUGUGCUGGCAGGAGGCGUGGCUGUGGGGAUCCCAGGUCACAUGAUUCUUUCUCCUUGGGUUGCCAUGGUGCUGGGCCUUCUGGCUGGGCUCUUCUCCAUCGGGGGAGCCAAGUGCCUACCGGUGUGUUUGAACCGUGUGCUGGGGAUUCAUGACACCGGCAGCGUGCACUCCACCUUCGGCUUGCCGGGUCUGCUUGGAGGGAUCACCAACCUCAUAUUGAUGAUGCACUGGGUCGACUGGACCAAGAAUUCCAUGCUCACCUACCAGCUGCUCAUCUACACGGGGGUCCUCAGCUUAGCCGUGGCCAUGGGUCUGGUAUCUGGUCUCCUGACAGGUUGGCUUCUGGCCCUCAAAAUCUGGAAAGCACCUCACGCGGCUAAAUAUUUCGAUGACCAAGCUUUCUGGAAGUUUCCUCAUUUGACUGUUGGAUAUUAAACCCAAGAACCCAAGGAAAACAAGUUCUGUCCAAGAGCAAGACUCCUUACUUUUGUGUUUCCCACCUUUUCUGAGCGACACUCAUUCUUACAGGAUGGUCUCUGUUUCGUGAAACAAGGGCAGAGAGAGAUUUCAGAUUAAAAGCAAAAGUCUUAAACCGUGUUGAAGUGGUCAUUGAACAAAUUAUUUUCAAUAAAUGUUUGGUUUCCUUAGAGAUGAUAUCAGUG
Molecule: messenger RNA, 1166 nt
Organism: Echinops telfairi (small Madagascar hedgehog)
Lineage: Eukaryota; Metazoa; Chordata; Mammalia; Afrosoricida; Tenrecidae
Product: blood group Rh(CE) polypeptide
Exons: 8
Coding region: 1-939 (312 amino acids)
Biological process (GO): ammonium homeostasis; ammonium transmembrane transport
Cellular component (GO): plasma membrane
Molecular function (GO): ammonium channel activity
Source: RefSeq, a predicted model, not a curated record